Molecule: messenger RNA, 1857 nt
Organism: Rattus norvegicus (Norway rat)
Lineage: Eukaryota; Metazoa; Chordata; Mammalia; Rodentia; Muridae
Source: RefSeq, a predicted model, not a curated record
GGUUCGCUGAAGAGAAGACUUAGUUUUAGCCUUCCACGUAUCGGAAUUAGGAGCUGGGAGCCUCUGAUAAGAAUCUGGACUUCCCUGUUUGUUAUGGUACCUGGAAGUCAGAGCGCUUAUAUCAUUCAUUUUUUAUUCCAAAAGCCAGGUGUUGGGAAGCGUACAGUUGUUUUCAUGAGACCUCAUGCCUUUAUUCUUUUUGUCCAGAAGAAAAAGUUCCUAAGGAAGGAGAAGGAUCCUUUGUGUACUGCGUCAUUCUUGCUGGUGAGAUGUAGCAUGGGACAUUUUGUGCCAGAAACCCGGGAAAAAGACCUCAUCAGCACCUCCAGAGACCCCUUGGUGACAAGGAGGAUUCAGAACUGCAGGAUAAUGAAAAUCCAGUUUGAGUUCCGGGACGACUUACUUGGAAUAUCAAGACAGAGGACCAAGAAGAUGACAACUCUGGUGAUCCUCAUGCUGAUCCAGGGAGUGCCAAUAAAAGUGCAGAGCGAACUAUGGUGGGGAAUUAUGUCAACCUUCCCCCUCCCGAGUCCGGUGAUGUAUAAUGCCCCAGUGUUUCCACGUUUCUUUACUACCAACAAAGAAUUGGGACUAGCCUAUUUACCACUAGAUUACCAAAUAGAGCAAGUAAAAGAAAAUAGGACUAUUCCCCUUAAGGGGAGCCUUUGUUUUGGCAUAUUCAACAAAAUAUCUUCUGAUCUUCCUUGCAUUAUAUUGAGUAAUCAAUCUUCUGCUUGGUUAAGGGAGGCCACAUGGGGAACUGGUGAGGAAGACAUUGUGGCUAACGCCACAGUUCUCUAUGGUUGUUGGCCUUACAUUAAAUCCUCCACCUGCCCUCUCCGUCAACCAAAGUUGGCACCCUUUUGUAGAGGGACCCAGGAUGAAAAACUUACUUUGCCGUGGACUGGUUGCCAGUCCCGGGACUCUGCCUGCGCAGUCCAGAAUUUUUUCUCUUUCUCCCCUGAUUUGGGAGGCGGAGUGACCUUCACCACCAUUGAUCCUAGACGGUCCAAUAAUAAUCCCUUUGAUCAAUGGAUGCUUUGUGGCGUUAAUGGUAGCUGCACUGAUCUUACGCCCAUGGCGAUGCUACUUGGAGGAAAGGGCGAAAAGGGACAGUUAUCAUUUUCCUGGAUGGAGAAUAUCCACCCUUCAGCCUCUGUCUGGACAGCUACUCGUAUUAAAUAUAAACCUUACUGGAGCACGGGGUUUAACCCUGCUCCGGUUUGUGUCUGGCUGCCAUUUGUGUGGAUUAUAAGUAAUGCCACUAAAGUUUCUAAAUUGAAUUGUACAGACGGUUCAUGUUUUUAUGCCCUGUGUUGGGAUUCUAGCCAGUAUCCCAUAGCGGUAGUUACCCGUAUGCCUCGCUUUAUCCCGGUUCCUGUUGAGACUCCGGGGACCCUGACCUUAUUUAGAGGAAAGAGAGAUUUUGGCAUUUCUGCGAUCAUUGUUGGCAUUAUUGCUACAACGGCAGUUGCUGUCUCAGUUACUGCUUCGGCAUUGGCCUUGUCAAACACAGUACAGACAACCCAAACUAUCAAUGACUUAUCGGCUACCGUCUCUGUGGCUCUGGACAGACAGUCCUCGGCUAGUACUCAGAUACAAGGAAGCCUCAUGCUUGUUAACCAACGUAUAGAUCUGGUCCAAGAGCAACUAGAUAUCCUAUGGCAACUGGCCCAGCUUGGCUGUGAACAAAAGCUCCCCGGCCUUUGUGUCACGUCUAUACAGUAUGAACAAUUUACCAAAGCUGCCAAUUUGUCUAAAACCCUUUCACAGCAUUUGUUACAAAAUUGGACCUCGGAUUUUAAGCAGACGCUCAGGGAAUUGAGAGCUGCCAUCAUUCAAGUAAACUCUACCUGA